AACCUAGUAUCUUGUAUCAACCUACUCCAGUAUCAUGUCUUAUUUCUGCACUUCUCUCAUUCAAUAUCAUCGUUGCUCAAACAAUAUCAAAAUUUGUUACUAGCACUAAAUUCAUAGACGUUUAAUUCAAGUCUUAAUCAGUUCUUGGAUUAUAAUUACAAGUUACAAGGAAUGUUUUUGCCUAAAAUGGUUUUCCACUCUUUAAACUCGCCACUUUAAAGAUGACUAUGUAUAAACUAGAAUGCAAUAACAAUUUUUUGCAAAGUCAGAUUAAAGUCAAACUUCAUCAUUUCAAGCAUACAGUUGAGAAAACAAUGGAUCAAAUAAGUGCAGAUAAUAAGUGAAAUUAAUGUACGUGCCAGAUUGGCCAUUUAGACCACUGUGCACUGGUAACAUUUACCAUUUAAAUUAUAUCAAAUCCAGUUAUUAAAAAACCGCAUACUGCUACAUACAUAUGUACAUAUUUGAGCUUUUGCGGUAAGCAUUUGGGGUUCACUCCCUCUAAGGCAGAUCAAUCACCCCGGUAUUCGGGAAAUAAAAGACUUCCUGAAUUACCUGGAUAAGUAUAAAAUGUAAGGAGACGAUUCGGACUCAAGUAUUCACGUGCAUCCACUCAAAAAUGAUGCUCCAUUUAAUACUACUGUUUGGGCUCCUUGGUUCUAUCCAAUCCCAAGUACUUCUUCCGGGUCUUCGAGUUCUUCGGGUUCCAGUGCUCGACAAAGGCCAAAUCCAAGUGGUGGAGUUCCUGGACGCGGCAUCCACAGUUACACCUGAGUUGGUGCGGGAUCAGUUCAGCAGGCGAUUCACGACCCUGGCCAAACCUUUAGUCAGUGGUGCUGCUCCUCAGACUAGUCUUCCAAACAUGAGAACUGUAGUAUAACACUUGAGUGUUUUCAGAUAAAGAUUUUUAUUUACUGAGCAAAAUAAAUUAUGUUAAAGUUUUACCAGCCUUUAUUAACCGGAGUCUAAUCAAGUUCCUGUUGUAACUGGAUAAAUCUUCGCCAAAAAGCAAGCUACAUGGUUUUUUGUCGAUCAGAAAAUGUUUAAAUCGGAAGAAAAGCUCCGAAAAACAUGAUUUUUUCCUUAAAGGGUUAGAUUGGUUUUAUUGGUUGACAAAAAGAACUUGGUGUUACUUCAAAUAAUAUAUGUAGAUUACUAAAAGUUCUAAAUCGUACCUAACAACGAACAAUACAAUUUUAAAAUUAAUUAAUUUACAUGGUUCGGCUAUGAAACAGUCUUUUUCAUACAUCCUAAAUAUGUUCUUUGAUAAUUCUUCUUCAUUCUUUGAAAGUUUACGCUUCCCUAUGUCCAGGAAUACGUGUACAAAUGCGUGAUUAAUCUACUCAUUUGGGUUCUAAUUUAGCAUGUACAUACGUAUAUCAGAGAAAAAUAAUAAAAUCAAUAAAAGAUUAUGAACACUCUUAAAUGUUUUAAACAGCAAAUAAUGGUUAAACGUAAUUAAUAUGAAGAAAUUUACCCUUACAUGCAUUAUAAAUAUUGGAGCUUGGAAAAUAUAUAAUCUUUGCCAAUAGGAGUGCAUUGCGAAGAAGCACAGGAGUGCCUGAUAAACAUAACAUAACAUGAUAAACAUAAACACAUUU
Drosophila rhopaloa is the source of this 1601-nucleotide messenger RNA. RefSeq lists its product as uncharacterized. Lineage: Eukaryota; Metazoa; Arthropoda; Insecta; Diptera; Drosophilidae. The record is from RefSeq and is a predicted model, not a curated record. The transcript has a single exon. Bases 620 to 880 code for a protein of 86 amino acids.